UCCUCUUACUCUCUUCCCCCCUCUCUCUUGCUUUCUCUGAAAGUUUCUGGUGAGGAAAGGAGAAGACGUUUGGAUGAUUUUGACUCCUCCAUCAGUGUCCUCUGGGGAAGACAUCAGUCGUGGCGUAUAGCAUCUUCUCUUAUCACUGAGUCCAAUGGAUACAUUGUUUGGCCUGCAUUUCAGACGGAAAGCCUGUGAGCCAAGCGGACCCAGGCUCUCCAGCGUGUCACUUCCAGCGAGUAAAGCACGCCGGCGCUCCAGCGUGGGCCUGCCGUCAGCUGGCCUGGCUCAGAGACGCAGGUCUAGCUCUCAGCUCCAAACCAGCAACGUGCCGACGGGAGUCAUUCAACACAGAAGAGGACACUUCACCAGAAGGAGGUCGAGCGGUGCAACAGCCUGCCUGACCCCACGGUUCGCUAUACGACGAAGACAGGCUGCCAAACACCGUAGCAUUCACGCCCAGCUCCUGGGACCAUCACUGCUCUUGGCUAGCGUGGUGCAAAUGAGUGAAGAUCAUGAAACUGAGAAUAAGAGUGCAGAAGAAUACUCCUCUCUCUCUGAUAGUGACUGUAGCCAGGAGGAGCACAAGCAAGCAGGGAUGGACUUAGAGUUGGAGUCUGAUAAGUGUAUGAUGUGGUUGGCUCAGGGUUUGAUGCCAGGAGAAAGUAUUCAGCCCCGUCCCCUCAUCCGUGCCCCACGUUGCCUGAGGCGAAACUCCUCACACCUACUUCCUGCUGAAGCCAUUUACCGGAGCCCAGGCUCUUAUGGGCUGUACGGCCGUUACCGUAGGACCAGUCAGGCACAGGGCCUGUCUGAUGUAGGUGGAUUGUGGGCAGGGAGGCGAAAUUCUCUUGCAGGUCCAGGAUCAGUUGCACUGUACAGGACGAGCUCCCCUUGCUGGCCAGAUCUCAGUCUUUCACACACACGGCAGGGAACUUACUACAACCCACAGAUUGACACAUGGAGUGCAUUCCUCUCGAAGGCCAUUGCCAAGUCCGGUCUCCAGCACCUGUCAUGCCAGCCCAGUGCUGCAGUGUUGGCUAAGGGGGAAACGGACAGAGAAAUACGCAGCACAGUGGACUGGAGUGAAUCAGCUCUGUACGGAGAGCACAUCUGGUUUGAGACUAAUGUCUCUGGGGACUUCUGUUACGUCGGAGAACAGCACUGUUACGCCAAGUCCCUGCAAAAGUCUGUUGCUCGGAAAAAAUGUGCCGCUUGCAAGAUCGUAGUUCACUCCAUCUGCAUUGAACAGCUGGAAAAGUUAUUGGACUGGAAUGCUCUGCCCCAAGGGGAGGGGCUUGAUGAGGUGCCUCUCAAAGACCCAUCAUUCAGAAUAAACUUCAGAUGUAAACCAUCUUUCAGGGAGUCAGGUUCACGGAACAUCCGGGAACCAGCGAUAGUGCGACACCACUGGGUCCAUCGGAGAAGACAAGAGGGCAAAUGCAAACAGUGUGGAAAGGGGUUUCAGCAGAAAUUUGCCUUUCACAGUAAAGAGAUUAUAGCCAUUAGCUGCUCCUGGUGCAAACAAGCAUAUCAUAAUAAGGUGACAUGCUUUAUGCUGCAGCAGAUAGAAGAACCGUGUUCAUUAGGAGCACAUGCCGCCGUUAUAGUACCUCCUACCUGGAUCAUACGGGUUCGCAGACCUCAGUCCUCACUAAAGUCAAGCAAAAAGAAGAAACGAACGUCUUUCAAACGCAAAUCCAGCAAGAAAGGAGCAGAGGAGGCUCGAUGGAAGCCCUUCAUUGUGAGACCAAUUCCCUCUCAACUCAUGAAGCCACUGCUGGUGUUUGUAAACCCAAAGAGUGGAGGAAACCAGGGAGCUAAAAUCAUCCAGUCCUUUCUGUGGUAUCUGAACCCUCGGCAGGUCUUUGAUCUCAGUCAGGGGGGUCCUCAGGAAGGGUUUGAUGUGGGCUGGAUUUUGUCCGCUCUUGAUCAGCUGCAGCUAAACCCUUCUCCUGCUGUGGCAGUACUUCCUCUGGGCACGGGAAAUGACCUCGCUAGGACGCUAAACUGGGGUGGGGGUUACACAGAUGAACCUCUGAGUAAAAUCCUGUCUCACGUUGAGGAUGGGAAUAUUGUGCAGCUGGAUCGAUGGAAUCUUAUUGUGAAGCCCAACUCAGAGGCGGGGUCAGAGGAAAGAGACGAGCAGGUGACAGACAAGCUCCCUUUGGACAUCUUCAAUAAUUACUUCAGCCUUGGGUUUGAUGCUCAUGUGACUUUAGAGUUCCAUGAAUCCCGAGAGGCCAACCCUGAGAAAUUUAACAGCCGAUUCAGAAACAAAAUGUUCUAUGCAGGGACAGCGUUUUCUGAUUUCUUGAUGGGCAGCUCCAAAGACCUGGCUAAACACAUUAGAGUGGUGUGUGACGGCACAGAUUUGACCUCUAAAGUCCAGGAUUUGAAGCUGCAAUGCCUGGUCUUCCUCAAUAUCCCCAGGUACUGUGCGGGCACUAUGCCAUGGGGCAAUCCAAGUGAGCAUCAUGACUUUGAGCCUCAGCGUCAUGAUGAUGGCUGCAUUGAGGUCAUUGGGUUCACGAUGACAUCACUGGCCACGCUGCAGGUCGGAGGUCACGGUGAGAGGUUAAAUCAGUGUCGUGAAGUCACCCUCACCACCUUUAAGCCAAUCCCCAUGCAGGUGGAUGGCGAGCCUUGCAAACUAGCUCCAUCUGUUAUUCACAUCUCCCUGAGAAACCAGGCCAACAUGGUGCAGAAAACCAAGAGACGCACAUCAAUACCACUGCUCAAUGAUAGUCAGCAGCCAUUUCCAGAACGAUUACGGAUCAGAGUGAACCGUAUCAGCAUGCAUGACUAUGAAGCUCUGCACUACGACAAGGAGAAACUCAGAGAAGCUUCAAUUCCACUAGGUCUCAUCGUUGUCCCGGGAGACAGUGAUUUGGAAACCUGCAGAGCUCACAUCGAGAGACUACAGGAGGACUUUGUGUCGUGUCACCCAUCUCUGCAGCGGCUGGUGCUCCAGGAAGGUGACGGGACUAAAUCGAAGGCUUUGUCAUCUCAGAGGCUGUCGCCAAAAUGGUGCUUUCUCGACUCUACAACAGCGGAUCGAUUCUACAGGAUUGAUCGAGCUCAAGAGCAUCUUAACUACGUGACUGAAAUUUCUCAGGAUGAGCUGUUCGUUUUGGACCCAGAGCUGGUUGUCACAGAGACGGUCAGCACAUCGCCAGGCAUGCCAGACCUGGUGGACUCCUCUGGUGAUGCCCCGUCUGAUCCACGUAAAUUUGCCUUCCCAUCAUCCUCUUCUUCUCCACCAAACUCACCUGGACCUAGGGUUGCAGAGCUCCAAAGGAAGCGUGUUUCCAGUGACAGUUCUGUGGCAGAAGCACUUGCACACAGUGACUCGCUCAGAUCAGCCAAACCAGCUCUCAGCAGGGUGGGGGGUGUUCAUCGCUCAAAUACAACAGCAGCAGAUUUCAAACCUACCAGCAGGUUUGAGAAGAACAACCUGAUCAAUGCGAACUCUGUGUCAGCUGACAAUCUAAUUGAAUGUGUUAAGAAGAAGGACCAUCAGAAGUUGAAGGAGCUGCAUAAGAAGGGGGCAGACCUGUGUGUGCAGGACCCUGUGGGCCACACCCUACUCCACUAUGCUGUGGAAGUGGGAAGCAAGGAGAUCGUCAGAUACAUCAUUGAUAAUGCACCCACCGAUAUCCUGGAUGUAACAGAGAGAGAGAAUGGAGAGACGGUAUUGCACAAAGCAGCCUCGUUGUGUCAGAGGACAAUCUGUCAUUACCUAGUGGAGGCGGGAGCAUCGCUCAUGAAGACAGACUUACAGGGUGACACUCCAAAGCAUCGUGCCGAGAAGGCGAAAGAUCCAGAACUUGCGGCGUAUCUUGAGAACCGCCAGCACUACCAAAUGAUCCAGCGUGAGGACCAGGAGACUGCAGUUUGACCUUUAACCUCUCACCCCUCCACCUCAACCGGUGUCCUCCUUUUUGUGCCAAAACAACAGUAACCAAAAAUGUAUCGCUAAACCCAUCGCAGGCUCUCAUGACUGCACGGUGGUGAUACAUUCCCAGAGAGGGGGAGAUGGUCGCACACUUUACCGUCUCUGAAGAGGUCCCAAGCUUUGGUCAUCAUUCUCUGAAUGACCUGUUGGACUUAAUGCACUGCCAAAACAUCUUAGAGUUUGUAUGUAUGCGACAGAAUGCAUUUCCCUCAAUGUUACUGCACUCAUCAAGCUUGCUUUUCUAGUAUGACAAUGCUGAAUGUUCAAUGAAAUACAGUGAGGAUUUAAAGAUGCAUGGGCUGGUGAGGACAGUGCUGUGUCUGUCUCCAGAGUUAUCACUGUCUGUAUAAGUGUACCUGGAGCGUUUACCGUAGCCCUGGCUCCACAGCUAGGUUUAGUAUUGCUCUGUUAUGGCUGAGCGUUAAUCUGGUUAGUGGUCCAGAACAUGAACCAGAACCGGAAACAACAUUUCGGUUAGCGGAGUUAUUUCCUAAUAACAUUAGAGCCAUUAAAUGAUAUUAUGUUAAUGUAUAAUGUAACUUUCUAGAUUCCCCUGCACUGAAAGUGUUCAGGUUGGUUCAAAGAUAGGAAUGUUUUCUGGGGUCUUGGUUUGAAGUAUCAGAACCAUUUAGAUAUUUUUCAGGCGUGUUAUUGGAAGGAUUUAGCAUUUUCAUAGAUUUCUGUGCUGUUUCUAACAUUAACAUGUUAAUAACAUUCGGUACUGUAAAUGUAUGCGAGUAGCUUUCUGUUUAAGAGGCAUUUGCACUGUAGCUUUGAUUGCCUUCUUUAUUCUAUACUCUGGAUUUAUAAUUGAUGUACUAAAAUAUAGCUUCUUUCCUACAAUAUUUUUAAGUAACUAGAUGUUUAUAUAAUUUGUAGCUAUAAAAGAUGUUGUCAUGUUUGUAUUAUAAAACUCUGUAAAUUAGAUUUUGGUU
This is a messenger RNA of Sinocyclocheilus rhinocerous, 4893 nucleotides long. Its product is annotated as diacylglycerol kinase zeta-like. The transcript is spliced from 36 exons. The record is from RefSeq and is a predicted model, not a curated record. Gene Ontology annotation, cellular component: plasma membrane; glutamatergic synapse. Lineage: Eukaryota; Metazoa; Chordata; Actinopteri; Cypriniformes; Cyprinidae. Gene Ontology annotation, molecular function: ATP-dependent diacylglycerol kinase activity; protein binding. Gene Ontology annotation, biological process: phospholipase C-activating G protein-coupled receptor signaling pathway. The coding region runs from base 155 to 3901 and encodes 1248 amino acids.